Molecule: messenger RNA, 720 nt
Organism: Botrytis deweyae
Lineage: Eukaryota; Fungi; Ascomycota; Leotiomycetes; Helotiales; Sclerotiniaceae
Exons: 4
Coding region: 1-720 (239 amino acids)
Source: RefSeq, a predicted model, not a curated record
AUGAAUCAAGCAGCACGCGCCUUGAAUGAAAUAUCACAAAGCCUUAAUUUCAACAAGAGACUUCCUCCUUUGGAUGCCUAUGAAGGUCUAGAUACACCUCCACAACUUGAAUACACGGAUCAGACUUCCUGGAUUACUAGCCACGCAAAUAAUUAUGCUCCUUCUGCCAUCGUUCUCUCCCAAGCAAAGUCAGGCACAUGGCAACAAAUGCUCGCUAGUCUCGAGGCAAUCAACAGACUUCGUCAUCCAAAUGUUGGAGAGGCAUACAUCAAGUGGAGAAGUCAAGACAUGCUUGUCAAACGUCUCUGGGAGGAUGUGAAAUUCCCUGGUGUAGAUCCAGAUCCAGUCUAUACACAAAUCCGAAGAAAAUACUGUGCAGCUGUUAAAAAGUUGAUCAAUGAGAAGGCAGAAAAAGGAGAGGAUGACACUGCUGCUCUUAUCUUCCUCAACGAAACUUAUAACAAGAAACUCAUGUUAGCACGAAAAUUUGAGGUUAGUACCGAGAGCUUCACUGACCGCGUUCGUGCUAUCAAGGCCAAGAAGGCUAAGGAGGCGCAGGAGGCUAAGAACGCUGAGAAGAGAAUCCAGGAGAUUGAGGCAGAAGAAGAGAGAGAAGAGAUGAUGGAGCAGGGCGAAGACGAGGACUUUGUGGUUGUGGAGAUGGAGGAUGCGGAUGAUGAGGAUUUCGAAUGGGAGGGUGAUGAUUGGGAUAUGUCUUGA